Messenger RNA from Sphaerodactylus townsendi, 1158 nucleotides. RefSeq names its product phosphate carrier protein, mitochondrial-like. The transcript is spliced from 2 exons. The record is from RefSeq and is a predicted model, not a curated record. Lineage: Eukaryota; Metazoa; Chordata; Lepidosauria; Squamata; Sphaerodactylidae. Gene Ontology annotation, biological process: mitochondrial phosphate ion transmembrane transport. Gene Ontology annotation, cellular component: mitochondrial inner membrane. Gene Ontology annotation, molecular function: phosphate transmembrane transporter activity. Bases 1 to 1158 code for a protein of 385 amino acids.
AUGGAGGUUCCUAAGUGCAGCACACAUUCCUGCUCAAAGUUCUGGUCCCGGUUUUGGGCACUUGCUUGCUCUUCUUGGAGCUCAGAGAAGAACAGUGAAAGCUCUAUUACACCUCUUCAGUGUGAGGCCUUAAGCAGCCAUGAAAAAAUGGGUGCACAGCCUUCCAGCAACAGCAUUCCAGCCUCUCUGCACAAACAUCAGCCCUGCCUUUCAGCAGCUUCCAUAACCAAAGAAUAUAGCUGUGAGUUUGGGUCACUAAAGUAUCUGUUGCUUUGUUCUCUGGGUGGUGUCGUGAGCUGUGGAUUAACUCAUACAGCAGUAGUGCCACUAGAUGUGGUGAAAUGCCGAAUGCAGGUGGAACCUAAACGCUAUCGGGGACUUGUGCAAGGCCUUACUCUUACAGUGAAUGAGGAGGGAAUGAAUGGUCUUGUCAAGGGAUGGGCCCCAACAGCCAUAGGUUACUCCAUGCAAGGACUUUGCAAGUUUGGCCUUUAUGAGACCUUUAAGAUAUAUUAUACUGAAUUGUUGGGACCUGAAUAUGCUUAUUUGUGGCGGACAAGCCUCUAUCUGGCUGCCUCAGCCAGUGCUGAGUUCUUUGCUGACAUUGCUCUGUCCCCAAUGGAAGCAGUCAAGGUACGAAUUCAGACCCAGGAAGGCUAUGCCAGUAGACUGCGGGAUGCCGCUCCAAAGAUGUUCCUUGAAGAGGGGCUGUGGGCUUUCUACAAAGGAGUGGCUCCCCUCUGGAUGCGCCAGAUUCCUUAUACCAUGAUGAAGUUUGCCUGUUUUGAACGAACUGUAGAGGCGAUCUAUAAACAUCUCAUUCCCAAGCCCCGCGACGAGUGCACCAAAAUGGAACAACUUGGAGUCACCUUUGUUGGUGGUUAUAUUGCUGGCGUCUUCUGUGCUAUAGUCUCACACCCAGCUGACUCUGUGGUAUCUGUACUCAACAAAGAAAAGGGCAGCACUGCCACUGAUGUCCUCAAGAGGCUGGGCAUAUAUGGCAUCUGGAAAGGUCUCUUCACCCGUAUCCUGAUGAUUGGUACCCUCACUGCCCUGCAAUGGUUCAUCUAUGAUUCAGUUAAAGUUUACCUCAAGCUCCCUCGGCCCCCACCACCUGAGAUGCCUGCCUCUUUGAAAGAGAGUUUGUCAUUAAAAUAG